AUGGCGGCGGUUCUGACGGUCCUGGUGGCGGCAGCCACCGCCGCCUCCACCGCGGCGGCGCUCAACACGGACGGGCUAGCGCUGCUGGCGCUCAAGUUCGCUGUGUCAGACGACCCGGGUAACGCGCUGUCCACGUGGCGGGACGCCGACGCCGACCCCUGCUUCUGGGCGGGCGUCACCUGCGCCUCCUCCUCCUCCUCCGGCGCCACCGGCCGCGUCUCCGCCGUCGAGCUCGCCAACGCCUCGCUGGCCGGGUACCUCCCGUCGGAGCUGUCGCUGCUAUCCGAGCUCCAGGCGCUGUCGCUCCCCUACAACCGUCUGUCCGGCCAGAUCCCGGUGGCCAUCGCCGCGCUGCAGCGGCUGGCGAUGCUCGACCUCGCGCACAACCAGCUGUCGGGCCAGGUCCCGCCCGGGAUCGCGCGCCUCGUCUCUCUGCAGCGGCUCGACCUCUCAUCCAACCAGCUCAACGGGACGCUUCCCCCCGCGCUCGCCGCGCUCCCGCGGCUGUCGGGCGUGCUCAACCUCAGCUACAACCACUUCACGGGCGGUGUCCCGCCCGAGUUCGGCGGGAUCCCCGUUGCUGUCAGCCUCGACCUCCGCGGGAACGACCUGGAGGGCGAGAUCCCGCAGGUCGGCUCGCUCGUCAACCAGGGGCCCACGGCGUUCGACGGCAACCCGCGGCUGUGCGGGUUCCCGCUCAAGGUCGAGUGCGCGGGCGGGGCGAGCGGGGAGGACGGGCCGAGGAUCCCGGGCUCCAGCGCCGCCGGAGGCGGCGGCGUCACCGACCCUAGCGCCGCGGCGGAGGUCAGAAGGCCGGGAGGUCCGAAGCGGCGGCGGUCGUCGCCGACGGUGCCGGUCCUCACCGCCAUCGUCGUCGUCGCCAUCGUCGCUGGCGUCGCUCUGCAGUGGCAGUGCCGGAGGCGGUGUGGCGCGGCGGCUGCGGACGAGGAGAAGGAGUCGGCCAAGGAGAAGGGCUCGGGGGCGGUGACGCUCGCCGGCAGCGAGGACCGGCGUAGCGGCGGCGGGGGAGGGGAGGAAGGGGAGUUGUUCGUGGCCAUGGACGACGGCUUCGGGAUGGAGCUGGAGGAGCUGCUCCGGGCCUCCGCUUACGUCGUCGGCAAGAGCCGCGGCGGCAUCGUGUACCGCGUCGUCCCCGGCCGUGGACCCGCCGUCGCCGUCCGCCGCCUCAGCGAGCCUGACGAUGGCGACAGCGACGGCUCCGGUUGGCGCCGCCGCCGCGCGUUCGAGGCUGAGGCUGCCGCCAUCGGCCGCGCGCGCCACCCCAAUGUGGCCCGCCUCCGCGCCUACUAUUACGCCCCCGACGAGAAGCUGCUCAUCUACGACUACCUUCCCAAUGGCUCCCUCCACUCCGCUGUCCACGGUGGCCCGACGGCGUCGCCGACGCCAUUGCCGUGGUCCGUGCGUCUGUCCAUCGUGCAGGGCGCGGCGCGCGGGCUGGCGUACCUGCACGAGUGCAGCCCGCGGCGGUACGUGCACGGCUGCAUCAAGUCCUCCAAGAUCCUGCUGGACGACGAGCUCCGCGCGCACGUGUCUGGGUUCGGCCUCGCCCGCCUGGUGGCCGGCGCGCACAAGGCCGCCGGCCACCACUCCAAGAAGUUCGGCAGCGCGGCGUGCGCGCUCCGCGGCGGCACUGGCGCCGCGUCGUACGUGGCCCCGGAGCUGCACGCGCCCGGCGGCGCGCCCGCCGCGGCCGCCACGCAGAAGGGGGACGUGUUCGCGUUCGGCGUCGUGCUGCUGGAGGCCGUCACCGGGCGGGAGCCCACGGAGGGGGAAGGCGGCAUGGACCUGGAGGCCUGGGUGCGCUGUGCCUUCAAGGAGGAGCGGCCGCUGUCGGAGGUGGUCGACCCCACGCUGCUCGGCGAGGUGCACGCCAAGAAGCAGGUGCUGGCCGUCUUCCACGUCGCGCUCGGGUGCACGGAGCCCGACCCCGAGAUGCGCCCGCGCAUGCGCGCUGUCGCCGAGAGCCUCGACCGGAUAGGCUGA
Messenger RNA from Miscanthus lutarioriparius, 2004 nucleotides. The record is from the annotation of a GenBank genome assembly. NCBI's taxonomy places the organism in Eukaryota, Viridiplantae, Streptophyta, Magnoliopsida, Poales, Poaceae.